This is a messenger RNA of Caenorhabditis remanei, 954 nucleotides long. RefSeq lists its product as uncharacterized. Gene Ontology annotation, molecular function: protein binding. The transcript has 3 exons. The coding region runs from base 1 to 954 and encodes 317 amino acids. Lineage: Eukaryota; Metazoa; Nematoda; Chromadorea; Rhabditida; Rhabditidae. The record is from RefSeq and is a predicted model, not a curated record.
AUGAUUUUCCCAAUACUACGACUUCCCUAUCUUGUUCUAAACAAAAUUUUAGAUCAUCUCAAUGUUUUUGAAUUUUGUUCCUACCUAUCAAAAUACCAUCAAACUGUGUACUAUUCAACUGAUUUGGCUGCCUCGACUCUAACUUGGGUUAGAUUUCUAUCCGAGUUAUUCUCUGCUCAACCAACAUCUCUAUCUCUCACUUUUAACUGUUUCAAUACGGAAGAAAUUGAUAGAAUCAUGGAUUGCCACUGCUCGGUUACAAAUUUUGAAAUUAACAGUGAUAGCAAUCAAGAAGUAGAUCAAAAACUUGCGAUUUCAAUUCUAGAACGUCAAAAUGCCACGAAAGAGUUAAAGAUCUCUUUGAAACCUACUAACGAGACCUUUCAAUUCGAUCUCAAUUCAUUCCGCAACAUUCCAGAGUUUCUAGAAAUUGGACAUUCAUUUUGGGUCAAGUGGGAACAGGUUCUCGAUCUGAGAUCUAAUGCCAAUUAUAUUCUGAGAUCGAACUUUUUGAAUAUUCAUUUCAAAGACUUGGUAGAGAAGUGGAAGGGUGGCUGGACACCGAAAUGGAAUCGGAUUAUGAUUGAAUCAAACGAAAUUCUGGAUAUCGACUCAUGGAUUACAGAUCCAGUAAUUAAUCUCGGUCAAGAAGAUUUGGGAAACAUCAGAAAUUUAAUAAGACAAAACCAAAUAAUGCAUGCGUAUAAAUUCCACUUCAAAGAGAGAUACCCAUACGGAGAUAUAGUAAAAACCGGAUAUCACAUAACUCGUCAGGACAAAUCAAUCGCAACGGUUACCGUGGAGAAUAAUAAAAUCGGAUGGUUCAUUCUUCAAUCUGCUGAACCUGAUGACGUAUUCAUGGUUUAUUCACAUUUGAGAACUUAUCAAUGUAAUGAUCCACCGGGGCGCCCGGUAGUUUCUUAUUUCCCCGCUCGUGGGACACCGCUGUCAUAG